This is a messenger RNA of Triticum turgidum subsp. durum (durum wheat), 1227 nucleotides long. The record is from the annotation of a GenBank genome assembly. NCBI's taxonomy places the organism in Eukaryota, Viridiplantae, Streptophyta, Magnoliopsida, Poales, Poaceae.
AUGGACGGCGGCGCCUCCUUCCAGGCCGUCGCGGCCGCCGCCGCCAUGGAGAUGGAGGAGUAUCUCAACUGGAAGAAGAACGCGCCGGUGCUCUACGACCUCGUCAUGUCCCACCCGCUCGAGUGGCCCUCGCUCACCGUCCAGUGGCUCCCCUCGGGGUCCCCGGCCUCCGCCCGCUCCCACCGCCUCGUCCUCGGCACCCACGCCUCCGACGACUCCCCCAACCACCUCAUGCUCGUCGACGCCGUGCUCCCGCUCCCGCCGCGCCUGGCCGCGGCGGCCGCCGCUGAGGGCCGCGCCGUCCCGGCCCCGUCCGUGUCCAUCGGCCGCUCGGCGCCGCAUCAGGGCGAGGUCAACCGCGCCCGGUGCAUGCCGCAGCGGCCGUACACCGUGGCCACCAAGACCUGCGUCGACGAGGUGCACGUGUACCACCUCGGGGAGGACGGCGACAAGGGCGGCGCGGAUGUCGUGCUCAGGGGUCAUGGCGCGGAGGGGUAUGGGCUGGCGUGGAGCGCGAUGAAGGAGGGGUUCCUCCUGAGCGGCUCGUAUGAUAAGAAGAUUUGCCUGUGGGAUCUCAAGGCCGGGAAUGGAGCCCCGGUUCUGGACGCGCAACAGGUGUUUGAGGCUCAUGAGGAUGUCGUUGAAGAUGUUGCUUGGCACCUUAAGGAUGAAAACCUAUUUGGAUCUGUUGGUGAUGACUGCAAGUUCAUGAUGUGGGACCUGCGUACGAACAAACCAGAACAAUCUAUAGUUGCGCACCAAAAGGAAGUUAACUCUCUAUCCUUCAAUCCAUUUAAUGAAUGGAUCUUGGCUACAGCAUCUGGCGAUGGAACUAUUAAGCUAUUUGACUUGCGAAAACUAUCUAGAAGCUUGCAUGCUUUCGACAACCAUGACACGUGCAGGGGCGAGGUUUUCCAGGUUGAGUGGAAUCCAAAUCUGGAGACUGUAUUAGCUUCCCAUGCUGCAGACAAAAGGGUGAUGAUAUGGGACGUUAGCAGGAUCGGCGAGGAGCAGGCGGACGAGGACGCGGGUGACGGGCCACCGGAGCUCCUUUUCGUCCACGGCGGGCACACGGCCAAGAUCUCGGAGCUGUCGUGGAACCCCAGCGAGAAGUGGGUGGUGGCCAGCGUGGCGGAGGACAACGUGCUGCAGAUCUGGGAGGUGGCAGAGAGCAUCUACAGCGACGACACCAGCAACAGCAACAACGCCUCGUUCCUGUCCACAUAA